Molecule: messenger RNA, 1125 nt
Organism: Caenorhabditis bovis
Lineage: Eukaryota; Metazoa; Nematoda; Chromadorea; Rhabditida; Rhabditidae
Source: the annotation of a GenBank genome assembly
AUGGUUUGCCAAACAACUUUUGACUACAACUUCUACAACAACAAUAAUGGCGAAGUGGCGAACGACACCCGCAAGAGGGUGACAAUCGUUGGUGGAGGAAAUUGGGGAUCCGCGAUUGCGUGCGUCAUCGGAAAGACCGUCAAAGCUCAGCCUGACGACUUCUUUCCGAUUGUUACCAUGUGGUGCAGAGAUUCAAGAAAACCAGGAGACACUUCUGAAUCAGUCGCUGACACCAUCAACAGAACGCAUGAGAACGCGAAAUAUCUUCCAGGGCGCCGCAUUCCCGAUAACGUCAUCGCCACGUCUAAUCUUCUCGAUGCCUGUUCGACCUCUCACAUUCUCAUUCUUGUUGUUCCACAUCAAGGAAUCGAGCAGAUUUGCAAUGAGCUGAAUGGAAGACUUCUUCCUGACGCCGUCGCCGUGUCGUUGACGAAAGGAAUCUCGUCGGAGAAUAAUAAGAUGAAGCUGAUCUCGCAGGAUAUCGAGGACUUCCUUGGUGUCGAAUGCAAUGUGUUGAUGGGAGCCAAUCUUGCCGGAGAGGUCGCUGACGAGAAAUUUUGCGAGGCGACUCUUGGAUGCCGCAGUGCCGAGAACACUGGAAUCAUUUUGAAGAAACUCUUCGAUACUCCCAACUUUCGAGUUAGAGUUACUGAUGAUUUUGAGGCUGUGGAAUUGUGCGGAGCGCUGAAGAAUAUUGUCGCUUGCGCUGCCGGAUUUGCUGACGGCCUCGGAUGGGCCUACAACCUGAAAUCCGCAAUUAUUCGCCUCGGUCUCAUCGAAACCCGAGAAUUUGUGAAUACUUACUACCCAUCGUCAAAAGGACACACUUAUUUGGAAUCGUGCGGAAUCGCCGAUCUAAUCACUACUUGCUAUGGGGGACGCAAUCGACGAGUUGCUGAAGCAUUCAUCAAAUCCGAUAAGCCUUUGAAGGAAAUCGAAAUGGAGCUUUUGAAGGGACAAAGCGCGCAAGGACCACCGACAGCUCAAGACGUGUUCGAAAUGAACGAAAUCUACGGUUUUUCCGAAAAAUUCCCGAUCUUCACUUCUGUGCACAAAAUCUUUGCCGGCGAGCAAACCCCGGACCAUCUUUACAAUUCGAUUCGAAGACACUUCGCCUACGAAUAA